This is a messenger RNA of Aegilops tauschii subsp. strangulata, 1335 nucleotides long. The record is from RefSeq and is a predicted model, not a curated record. NCBI's taxonomy places the organism in Eukaryota, Viridiplantae, Streptophyta, Magnoliopsida, Poales, Poaceae.
AUGCUGAUUGGAGGUAGGGCACAGUCAUCGGUCAAGCCAAGCCGCGCGGCACAGCCCAAAGUAUCGAGCGGCAAGCGGCGCGCCAAAGCCCAAAAGUAUUUCCCUAAGUCUCCUAGUCCCCCAUCCCCACCUCUCUCGCAGCACACAUUCAACCUAAACCUAAAUCGCCGCCGCCGCCCCCGCCCCCGACCUACCCAUAGAUUUGCUCGCAUCGCCGCCGCCGCCCCCGACCUACCCAUAGAUUUGCUCGCAUCGCCGCCUCCCCCACCACGGCAUCCCACCCUUGCCCGUCCUCUAGUCCUGCGUGCUGCCCCGUCAUCCACGGCCGAGGAGCUGCUGCCCCGUCUGCAGCCAAGGCGCCGCCGCCUAGUCCACUGCCUAGGAGUUGGCGAGGAGGCAACACUGCAGUUCUGGAGUCGCCCAGCCGUUCUUCUUCCUCCACCAGCGACCCCUGUCCAGAUCGACACCCUUGUCCUGCCCCGACUCCAGGCCACUGCAGGAGAAAAGAUGGAAGGAACAAGAGGUGAAAGCGAGCUCCCUGCAUAUGAACAAUCAAGAGUUAGGCUUGUAGCAGACAUGAAUUGGCUGAAGAACUUGGCUAUGACCCACAGAGAGAUGACAUAUUUGUCAGAGCACAUACACAUAAAAUUGGAGUUCCUACCGCACAAGCAAACACUAAUUAACAACCUGAAGAAGCAGCUGAACCGCCAACAACACUUGCAAUGGAAAUUCAAUUUCGUCAACAAGAUGAACAGGUUUCUACUCUACUAGAGCUCACGGAACAAAUGCAAUGAAAAAUUGGAGAGAUGCAUCAAGUUCUCUUUUCUCAAGGAAUCGGAAUGUCGAAAUACCAGGGACAUAUGGUAGAAAGUAGGAAGUCCACAAGUUGAUCUAAGAUGUUCCGGUGAUCGCUUUUGUUCAUUACAUGGUCGACACAACUUAUUCGUAUGGAAGUUGAUGCCGGCUUUGGUGAUCGAAGGAUUGGUCUUUUUCAUAUAAGGAAGUUGAUGCUGGCUUGGUGAUUGAAGGAUUGGUCUCUUUCAUGUGGAAGUUGAUGUCGGCUUGGUGAUUGAAGGACUGGUCUCUUUCAUAAUUGCUCUCUUAGAAGCUUGCCCCUCGUAUUUUGGAGCAGGUCACGUCUUGUGUGUAAGACCUAUGUAUUUCCUUAAUGGAUGUAGCUAACUUGAGUGAAGAAAACUAAUGAAUCUUCAAUUUAUGUUGAAUAAAUGUAUUGGUUAAUGGUAUCUUGUGAUGAAUAUAUAGAAGAGUAAUUGUUUGUAUAUGUAUUGUGUACUGAACAUGAAUUGAAUUUUAUGAAUGUAAUUUCACUCAAAA